AUGGUGAGAAUAGCGAACAAGCGGAAGGAACAAGACAUGGACUUCGAGGAGAAGAAGCUUCACCUGUCAGUGGGCGGGGUCGUUCAUGACCCUGAUGCGGAGCUGGCGUACGCCGCGGCCGCUGUGGGCGCUUCGCCCCCGCACGACCUGCCACCCGCACACAGAGACCCCGAGAUGUACAGAUCCCCAUAUGGUGUGAUGUACCGCGGUCGGUUCCCCCGGCCGCCGGUGGACGAGAGGUUCUAUGAGCGGGAGCGAGCCUACGAGCGGGAGAGGGUGUACGAGCGACCUCCCUACUACGAGGACAUGCCUGCUACUGACGAUAUGACGUAUCACAAGCGUCGUGUCCGUUCAUCCCGAGAGGUGAUCGUCCAGCGGGCGGAGGUGGAGCGGCGUGAGGGACGGUCCCGGGACGUAAGGGACGGACGGGACACACGGGACGGACGAGGCGACGAGUGGGCCGACCCGUGGAUGAGGGCCGAGCCCGCCGCCCGCAGGCGACGGCCGCCUUCCUCCGAGGACUCGUACUCCUCCUCCAGCUCUUCAAAUUCCAGUUCGCGUAGUUCAGGCAGUCCCGGCGCGAGGCGUAAAAGACGAGCAUCAUCAUCGUCGCGACAAAGAUUAUCACCGUCGGUGAUAGUACGUGAGCGGCGCCUGGCGACCGCUCGUGCUACAGCCAUGAACCCGCCCGCUCCCCGCAGACGUGCGCCCUCGCCGGCCGCCGCGCGACAACUGGCCGUCAACCCGCCGCCGCCGGCGCCUCACAGGCAUAAGGAUGAGCUGGAUCCGUACGGUCGUAAUAAAUUAUCAAAUCGCAGUAGAAAUAGAAAGAAAUAUUCAAGAUCGUCGUCUUCGGGGUCAGAGUCAUCAUCUUCUUCAAGUGAGUCUGAGAGUGAGUCACGAUCGUCUUCAACGUCUGGUAGUUCUGGCACGAGGCGCGCGCGACACGCUCGGCUGUUGAAUGCAGCGGCUAGACCGAGGAUGAACGCUAAACCUAAUUCAGGAUUAGCUGCGGCAGUGUCGACGGUGACAAGCAAAAAGGAAGCUUCUAGUGACAAGGAAAUAACGGGUAAAAAACGAUCAGCUACAUCACCGGUGAGUGGAGCACCGGCCAAGAAGUCAGUGUCUAGAAGGGAGGAGCUUCUGAAACAGUUGAAGGCGGUCGAGGACGCCAUCGCGAGGAAGAGAUCCAAGAUAUAG
Messenger RNA from Danaus chrysippus (African queen), 1200 nucleotides. The record is from the annotation of a GenBank genome assembly. NCBI's taxonomy places the organism in Eukaryota, Metazoa, Arthropoda, Insecta, Lepidoptera, Nymphalidae.